Penicillium olsonii is the source of this 1482-nucleotide messenger RNA. NCBI's taxonomy places the organism in Eukaryota, Fungi, Ascomycota, Eurotiomycetes, Eurotiales, Aspergillaceae. The record is from the annotation of a GenBank genome assembly.
AUGGCCGACUCUCUCAGAUUAGAAGAAGCCAAUCCUCUGCUUGAGUCCGAAAGUGACUCUCGCAGCAGCUUAGAAUACUUACAGGAAGCGACCGAGUUUGACCAAAAUGGAGACCCGGAAAAUCCCCUGGAGUGGCCAACCUCAUACAAAUGGGGAAUUGUGGCUCUAUUAUCUCUCAUGGGCUUCACAGUAACAUUCACAUGCAUUUCAAUAACCCCAAUAGCAGGGUAUAUCAUUGACGAUUUAAAUGGCAGCCUAGGGUCUCCAGGAUCAAAAUCAGCCAGCGUUGCUCUCGUGACAAUAUGGGAGCUGGGCGAAGCAGUAGGGCCUUUUUUCAUCGCUCCCCUGUCUGAGAUGUUUGGACGUUAUCGCUUGUAUAUCAUCAUGAACACGAUGUUCACUAUGGCCACCGUUUUUGCGGCUCUAGCGCCAAGUACAGGAUUGCUCAUCGCCUCACGCGCUCUGAUGGGCAUCUCGGUGGCAUGCAACGUGCUCAAUCCUGCCAUCAUUGGCGACAUGUUUGUAUCCGAGCAAAGAGGCACUGCCAUUACUUUCAUCAUGUUCAUCCCCUUAGCUGGCGGUACCAUCGGCCCGGUCCUGAGCGGUGCCAUCUUACAGACAUUUGGCUGGCGCACUAUCAUUUGGAUUGGCGUGGCAAUGGCAAUUAUCUGCCAGAUGUUGUUUUUGGCUUUCUUCAAGGAGACAUACAAGGUUCAGAUUCUCGGUCGAAGGAGUGCUAGACUCUUUCAGGAACUUGGAGCAUGCGAGAAGGACAAAGAUCCCAAGAUGGACUGGGCUGGCUUUUGCUGUUCAGCCAUGCGCCCGUUUGUGGUUCUAUUCAGCUCGAGUGUCCUUGGAGCUUUACUGGUGUUUGGUUCAUUCAAUUUCUCAUACUUCUAUGUUGUCACCACCACACUUCCGGAUAUACUGAAGGAUGUAUAUGGACUCUCCCCAACUGCAACAGGAUUUGCAUUUAUCGCAAACGCUAUUGGCACCGUGAUCAGUUUGGCAAUAUCCAAAACCUUGUUGGACAAGAUAUACGUCAAACUACGCUCCUUGAACGGUGGAAAAGAUCUACCUGAAUAUCGCCUACCGCUCAGCAUCAUUGGAGGGUUGAUGCUCCCCCCUGCCAUCAUACUGUAUGGCUGGUGUGCUGAGUACGGGCUGCCUUUGUUUGUUUUCUUAUUUACAGUGACGUGGCUUCGAACAUCCAUCAUGCUAGCAACAUCACCUUUGACAGCGUACGUUGUGGAUGCAUGUGGCGUUUAUUCGGCAUCCGCAAUGGCUGGCUUCAUAUCGGCCCGGUGCUUGACUAGCGCAUUUUUACCUCUUUCAACGUCCCAUUUGACUGGCAGACUAGGCUACAGUGGAGGGUUUUCCGUGCUUGGGGGCCUCAGCCUUGCUUUUGCUUCGAUCCCUGUGUUGAUUUACCGGAACGGUGAACAAUGGAGACAACGGUCUUGGUAUACUUCGAAUGCAUAG